GUGAAGCUUAAGAGGACAACAACUUUUCUCAUUUGUUUCAAAGAUGGGGAAAAUGGCCUCUCUAUUUGCCUCUCUUUUAGUGGUUUUAGUGUCGCUGAGCUUAGCUUCUGAAAGCUCAGCAAAUUAUCAAUACUCAUCUCCACCACCACCUAAGAAACCAUACCUCUACAAGUCUCCUCCUCCACCAGUGCAUGUCUAUCCAUCACCACCCCAUCACCCUGUAUAUAAGUCUCCACCACCACCUAAGAAGCCAUACCACCCUUCACCAACACCAUAUCAUCCUGUACCAGUUUAUAAAUCUCCACCACCACCCAAGAAGCCAUACUACCCUCCACACCCUCCGGUUUACAAGUCACCACCACCACCCAAGAAGCCAUACUCUCUCCCACACACCCCGGUUUAUAAGUCGCCACCACCACCAACUCCCGUUUACAAAUCACCACCACCACCCAAGAAGCCACACUACCCUCCACACACUCCAGUUUAUAAGUCGCCACCACCACCCAAGAAGCCAUACUAUCCCCCACACACCCCGGUUUACAAGUCGCCACCACCACCAACUCCCGUUUACAAGUCGCCACCACCAUCCAAGAAACCAUACUAUCCUCCACACACCCCAGUUUACAAGUCCCCACCACCACCAACUCCAGUUUACAAGUCACCUCCACCACCAACUCCAGUCUACAAGUCUCCACCACCACACCACCCCUAUGUUUACGCUUCUCCUCCUCCUCCCUACCAUUACUAAGAAGUGACAUCACAAAGUUGAAGGAAAAGCAGAAUGCUGAGCUAAAAGAAAGGCUUUUUCCAUUUUCGAGAGACAAUGAGAAAAGAAGAAGAAGAAGAAGAAGAAGAAGAAGAAGAAGAAAAGAGUAAAUAAUAAAGCCCCACAGGAGGCGAAGUUCUUGUAGCUCCAUGUUAUCUAAGUUAUUGAUAUUGUUUGCCCUAUAUUUUAUUUCUGUCAUUGUGUAUGUUUUGUUCAGUUUCGAUCUCCUUGCAAAAUGCAGAGAUUAUGAGAUGAAUAAACUAAGUUAUAUUAUUAUA
Nicotiana tabacum (common tobacco) is the source of this 1044-nucleotide messenger RNA. RefSeq lists its product as uncharacterized. Gene Ontology annotation, molecular function: structural constituent of cell wall. The record is from RefSeq and is a predicted model, not a curated record. Gene Ontology annotation, biological process: plant-type cell wall organization. Lineage: Eukaryota; Viridiplantae; Streptophyta; Magnoliopsida; Solanales; Solanaceae.